AAAGUGAAUGCCAUAGUCUCAUAAGAAGAAGCUAUACACAUCUGUACAGAAGAAAAAAUUGUUUUAAUGAAUUUUAAUAAAAAUUGUAAAGAAAAAACGUAAAAAUAUUACUAAAAUGAUUUGUCGUUUAUGUUUAAAAGACAUUCCAAAAGAAUCUAGUAUUAAAUUGUAUGAAAAUUUAGAUACAUCCGACGAUUCGAUAGAAAUGGUCAAACUCAUUGAAAAGUAUCUGGAAAUCGAAAUAAAACAUAAUGACAUUGUUUCCACUAUUAUAUGCCAAGAUUGCUAUGAUCACUUGGAAGAGUUUCAUCGAUUUUCGCAACAAGUGGCUGAGAAACAACUAACACUGCGUAAUGAGUUUUUGGAUGUAAAUCUUAAGAAAGAAUUCAAUUUUGACGACAAUGACGAUGCUUGGGACAAUGAUGAUCAUGAGGACAAAAUUGAUCCAAAAGAGACCACUCAAGAGAUGACCAUAAACUGCCCAAUAAGUAUGUUUAAGGAUGAAACAGACGAUGAUGAAAAGGAUGAGCAGGAAAUGCCCACUGAGGAUUUAAUGGAUACAGUUAUAUGUAACAAUGAGAAAGAUAUUAUAGCACCAGAUAGUGUUGCUGUUAAUGAUGAUGAUUAUAUACCUGAUCAAAUUUCUUCAGAUGAUGAUGAUGUUCCAUUGAUAAAACUAAAAUCCACAAAGAAAACUUCCCAAAAGAGGAAACGUAAGAAGGCGCCAGCAAAACCUCGCGAGAUCAAAGAAAAGAAACCAGCUAAAAAGAAAUUAUCUGCACAAGAUGAAGUGGCCAUGUCAAUAGAUCUAGUAUGUGAUAUUUGUCAAACCCGUGUUGAAACAUGGAAAGCGUUAAGGGAACAUUUCCUGCUAGCACACACUAAAACUCCAUAUAUUAAGUGUUGUGACAUUGUUUAUCGUAAACCCCGAGAACUUAUUGAACAUCUUGAGUGGCAUAAAAAUCCUGAUAUGUUUAGAUGUCAAAUUUGUGAUAAAAACAUGUCUAGCGCCCGUAAUUUAACCAUACAUAUUACAUCGGAACAUCCCGAUGAAGCUGACUCAGUAGAAUUCUACGAGUGUGAACAUUGUUCCAAACGUAUACGCAAUUAUAAUUUAUUCAAAAAGCAUAUGCGCUCCCACAACAAAGAUCAGGAAGUUGAAUGUCAUAUUUGCAAUAAAAGAUGUGCAACUAUAUAUCGUUUGCGUAAUCAUAUUGCAUCCGUACACAAUAAUAUAUACCACCAUAUUUGUGACAUUUGUGGAAAGAAAUUCAAAUCAAAGACAUCCUUUCAAAAGCACUACGACGAACAUCAAGGCAUUGUUGAACCACCGGCUCAAUGUACAAUCUGUGGUGCAUGGUUGAAAAAUCAACACAGCCUACGUGUACAUCAUCAAACACAUGAAGACACACAGUUUGCCUGCGAUAUUUGUGGUAAAUUCUUCAAGACUAAAAAGAAUUUGAGUCGUCACAAAGGCUAUUGGCAUCGGCGAGAACGCAAUCUUUCGUGUAGCUAUUGCGACAAAGUGUUUCGUGAAAAACGCAAUCUUGACGAACACAUGGCCAUGCAUACAGACACCAACCUGUAUACAUGUCCGCAUUGUGGCAAAGAGUCAAGAUCCAAAUCAAAUAUGUAUGUGCAUAUAAAACGUCAGCAUCCAGACGAAUGGUGGAAAUCAAAACAGGAACGUUAUAAAUUAAAACCCGAAGAAGGUGGACAAGCAGGCGGAGAAGAUGAGGUAAAAGAUAAGUCACCAGUAAUAGACGCACCAGUAUCAUCAACUCUAGCACAGGAAUGUAUUAAUACGGAAUAAUAUUAAUAAAAGUGUAUCGUUUUAGAUUUUAGUUAAAUGUUGCAAAAUAAAAAUAAUGCCAGCAUGUCAAAUAUUUAUACAAAAAUA
Calliphora vicina (urban bluebottle blowfly) is the source of this 1900-nucleotide messenger RNA. RefSeq names its product transcription factor grauzone-like. The record is from RefSeq and is a predicted model, not a curated record. Gene Ontology annotation, molecular function: zinc ion binding; DNA-binding transcription repressor activity, RNA polymerase II-specific; RNA polymerase II cis-regulatory region sequence-specific DNA binding. Gene Ontology annotation, cellular component: nucleus; nucleoplasm. Gene Ontology annotation, biological process: regulation of transcription by RNA polymerase II. NCBI's taxonomy places the organism in Eukaryota, Metazoa, Arthropoda, Insecta, Diptera, Calliphoridae. Bases 116 to 1813 code for a protein of 565 amino acids. The transcript is spliced from 5 exons.